CUGUUUACUGCCGUUUCUCAACAUGAACAACAAGAAAAACAAAAACAAACCACCGUGUAACGAUAAAAGCAAAAGACGAGAAGAAAAGGAAGAACAAAUUUUGCAAGAGUUUAAAAAUAAAAUUCAGGACAGUUUACCACCAAAUUGUGAUGAUUUGUAUCUGAAAAAAUGGCUAAAAGCUCGUCGUUUUGAUGUGAAGAAAGCAGAGGAUAUGUAUAGAGCGAGUCAUCUGACCAGGAAGAAACUCGGGGUCAACACAAUCUUAGAUAACUACAAACCCCCAGAGGUAUUAGAAAAGUAUUUAACUGGUGGUCUGUGUGGUCAUGAUAAAGAAGGUUCACCAGUUCGAAUAGAAUUAUAUGGUAAACUCGAUAUGAAAGGAUUAAUGUACUCAGCGAAAAAAAUAGACAUGGAAAAAACCAAACUUUUACAGUGUGAAGAAAUUGUACAGGAUUGGAAAGAACAAUCCGUCAAGCUUGGUCGACAUGUAGACCAAUUAACUGUAAUAUUUGAUAUGACGGGAGUCAGUACUAAAAUGCUCUGGAAGCCAGGUUUACAAAUGUAUCUCCACCUUGUAAAAGUUUUAGAGGAUAAUUAUCCCGAAAUGAUGAAAAGAAUGUUUGUUGUGAAUGCGCCAGCUAUUUUCCCACUUUUAUAUAAAAUAUGUCGCCCACUGGUUAGCGAUGAUAUGAAGAAUAAAAUUCACGUGUUAGGUGAUGAUUAUAAAGAUGUUUUGUUAAAGUAUAUUGAUACUGGUGAACUUCCUGGAUUUCUUGGAGGAAAUAAAACCGAUCCUGAUGGGAACCCAAGGUGCACGUCCUGGAUUUGUCAAGGUGGUGAAGUACCUGUUAGUUAUUAUUUAAAAGACACAGAAAAUUUUACUUCUCUACAAACAAUGAUAGUACCUAAUGGUGAAACGGUCAAUUUCACUUACAAUAUAACAGAACCCGGUACUGUAAUAAGUUGGGAAUUUCAAACAGAAGGCUAUGACAUCGGUUUCGGUGUCUUCUAUUUGAAAGAUGGUAAACAAAUAUCAGUUGUUGCUAUGGAAAGAGUAAAUAGUCACAUGGUACCGCAAGAUGGAAAUCUGUCAUGCCAGGAAAUUGGAACUUAUAUAGUUUGUUUUGACAAUACGUUUAGUUGGACAAGGAGCAAGACAGUCAAGUACAGAGUGGAAGUUAUUGUUAAUGAUGAGGAACUAAAAGGUGAAAUAAAUGAAAUGAAUGAAGAUCGAGCGUUAACUGAAGACAUGUGUUUGUAAGAGAGUCAUGGAUUAAACGGGAAAUAAAAUGGUUAACCGAU
This is a messenger RNA of Patella vulgata (common limpet), 1302 nucleotides long. RefSeq names its product retinal-binding protein. The coding region runs from base 23 to 1261 and encodes 412 amino acids. The transcript has 12 exons. Gene Ontology annotation, cellular component: cytoplasm. Lineage: Eukaryota; Metazoa; Mollusca; Gastropoda; Patellidae. The record is from RefSeq and is a predicted model, not a curated record.